Molecule: messenger RNA, 820 nt
Organism: Cannabis sativa
Lineage: Eukaryota; Viridiplantae; Streptophyta; Magnoliopsida; Rosales; Cannabaceae
Product: pathogenesis-related protein PR-1-like
Exons: 1
Coding region: 108-665 (185 amino acids)
Cellular component (GO): extracellular region
Source: RefSeq, a predicted model, not a curated record
AACACCUAUAUAUGUAAUUAAUUAUCAAGACACUAACAUUUACAAAAUAUUUCAAUAUUGUCUAACAAUCUCAAUCCCUACAAACCCACUCCCCUCCCCCAAAAAAAAUGGGGAAACCCCAUUUCUUAUCAUUGUUGUUGCUCUUCAUUCUUUGCACAAUAGAAUACUCGCAACAAUCUUUAGAUGAUAAAAUAUCGAAUUAUCUUAAUGAUAAGACGAAAGGGGCUUCACAUGAUCUAGCUGAUAAGUCAAAGUUUCUGGCUGCGCAUGGCUUGGCUCGUGCCAAGAAAGGGUUGAUGCCGCUCAUGUGGGACUCUAAACUUGCUAAAUACGCGCAAGAUUGGGCCUUGAAAAGAAAAUCUGAUUGUGAGCUAGAGCAUUCCUUUCAGGAUGGCCAAUUCACACUCGGGGAGAACAUAUUUAAGGGUAGUGGCUCUGAUUGGACUCCAAAAGAUGCUGUAAAAAUAUGGAUGGAGGAGGAAAAUAACUACUCGUACGAUAGUAAUAGUUGCGCGGAUGGCAAAAUGUGUGGCCAUUAUACACAAAUUGUGUGGCGGAAUACUAAGAAAGUGGGUUGUGCUAGGGUUAUUUGUGACAAUAAAGAUACAUUUAUGAUUUGUAACUAUGAUCCGGUGGGUAAUGUAUUUGGUGAGAAACCCUACUAAUUUCUUAAGCUAAUAAUUAAAUAUUGGAUACAUGGUACAUAUUAUGUACUAAUGAUUUUAUGUAACAAUUAGUGAGGCACUAUUAGAGUAUUUUUCUUUCAAAAAGAAAAAAAAGAUUGGAUUACUUUCCAAUUAGUUAAUCACCAUUAAAAGCA